AUGAGUGGCUACGAUAGAGCAUUAUCUAUUUUUUCACCAGAUGGUCAUAUCUUUCAAGUUGAAUAUGCUCUUGAAGCUGUUAAGAGAGGUACGUGUGCAGUUGGUGUUAAAGGUACUGAUUGUGUUGUGUUAGGUUGUGAAAGACGUUCAACAUUGAAGUUACAAGAUCCACGUAUUACACCAUCAAAAAUUUCAAAAAUUGAUUCACAUAUUGUUUUAUCAUUUUCUGGGUUAAAUGCAGAUUCACGUAUUUUAAUUGAAAAAGCGCGUAUAGAGGCUCAAAGUCAUAGAAUGACAUUAGAAGAUCCUGUUACAGUUGAAUAUUUAACACGUUAUAUUGCGGGUGUUCAACAAAAAUAUACUCAAUCAGGUGGUGUUAGACCAUUUGGUAUUUCAACAUUAAUUGCAGGAUUUGAUCCAAAGGAUAAUACACCAAGAUUAUAUCAAACUGAACCUAGUGGUAUAUAUUCCAGUUGGACUGCACAAACAAUUGGUAGAAAUUCAAAAACUGUUAGAGAAUUUUUAGAAAAAAAUUAUGAUACUGAAACACCACCUGAAAGUUCAGAAGAUUGUGUUAAAUUAACAAUUAGGUCAUUAUUAGAAGUUGUACAGACAGGUGCGAAAAAUAUUGAAAUUACUAUAGUGAAACCAAAUUCUGAAAUUAUUACAUUAGAUAAUGAUGCAAUUGGUAAAUAUGUUGAUGAUAUUGAAAAAGAAAAACAAGAACAACAAGAGCGUGAAAAAUCAAAGAAAAAGGAUUAA
This is a messenger RNA of Maudiozyma saulgeensis, 762 nucleotides long. The record is from the annotation of a GenBank genome assembly. Lineage: Eukaryota; Fungi; Ascomycota; Saccharomycetes; Saccharomycetales; Saccharomycetaceae.